AUAGUGAACGGAGUAUUUCGGUUUUGGGCAUACGACGAUCAACACCUCUACCAAACUUUGAUCUUAGAUCUGUCAGGUGUACAAUAUCCGUGUACUUCGAUCGAAUUCGAAUAUAUAUUAUUUUUUUUUCUCGUGCAUCGUCGGUGUCCUCGGUGAACAAAGCCUGUGGCUGGUUGUGAAUUUACCACAUUUACGUGAACAAGAAAAAGAAAAGAAUCUCAACAAUUUCACAGAUCACAUCCAAAUAAAGUGAGAUCAAUUGACUUUCGUUUACUGCGAAGUGUCCUUGCCGAUAAUCAAAAAUGGGGAUGGGAGGACAACAACCGGUGGAGGAGUACGAGUGCGGUUUGAGUUUGGAAACGCAGACUGCCGCUAGGACGGAACUCAGAGAGGACGAUAAAACCAGGGAACACGCCUUAGAGCAGCUGAGACAAUGGGUCCUGAAACACCCAACGAUAAAAAAUUGCCGCACAGACGCGGUUUUUCUUCUCAGAUUUUUACGAACGAAGAAAUUCAGCGUACCUUUGGCCCAGGACAUGCUCGAACGGUAUCUCACCAUCAGACAACUUUACCCAAACUGGUUCCAAAAUUUGGAUAUCAACGAUCCUGCCAUGGAGGCAAUUAUCGAUAGUGGAUAUCUGGUGCCUCUGCCACAAAGGGACCAUCACGGUCGUCAGGUCAUCCUUUCGUGUGCCGGACGAUUCGAUCCGUACAAAUUCACAUCGGCCCAAAUGGCGCGAGCACAUAGUUUGGUGGUUGAAACUUUGAUGGAUGAAGAGGAAAAUCAAGUACACGGAUACAGCCACGUGAACGAUGAAUCUGGACUGACGAUGGGUCAUCUCAGCGCAUGGUCACUGACAGAUAUCAGAAAUAUGCUAAGGUGCAUCCAAAACAGCACACCUAUGCGACACAAGGAAACUCAUUUCAUCAAUAUCCCAAGCUACGCUACGAAGAUCAUAGAAUUUGCAGUUUCGCUUCUCAACGACAAACUCAAAGGGCGCGUUUUGGUGCACAAAAAUCUUGAAGAACUAAAACAAGCCAUCGACGCUAAAAUAUUACCAAAAGAAUACGGAGGUGAAAUCCCAAUGGCGGAUAUGAUCGCAACUUUCAAAAGGACCUUACGCGCAAAACGAGACGAGCUGAAAGCUCUGGACGACAUGUACAUCGAAAUCUCGCCGAAGGAAAACUGCACGACAACAAGCGAAGGUCUGGGUGGUAUUUCGGGAUCAUUCCGAAAGCUGGAGGUUGAUUAGUGCGGAAAAUCACUCAAUUUGAGUUGAAUUAUUCAUGAAUAUUGCUAUGUUAAUCUGGAAUCAUUGUCACGGCAAUUAACAUGAUUCGCUUAUUUGUUCGCACUUUAGCCUACCGUAAAUAGGUAGAGAGAAGAAAAUUGAGUCGACCCUGAACAAGUCGCAAACAUUGAAGCUUAAAUAUUCAACUACAGAAAAUAGAGACUUCCGUAACCGGGAAUUCCAAUUUGUACAUAUUACAAGCAUUAUCUGUUAUAUUCGUUAAGUAUACGCUGUACUAAUUAAAUUUAUUUUCGUUAAUUUUAAGUUUAGAUUAUACGGAAUACAUAUGUUAGCAUACAAUAUCAAAAUAUUGUUGUGCCGGUGGAUUCAGUUACCUACAAAUGUCUUCAGUCUUCGCAAGAGGAGCAGCUAUAGAUGUAGCAUAGAAUUAUAGUAUAUACAUAUACAUAGAUGAUCGAUUCAAGGGUUUACCCAUAGUUGAAUAUUGUUUGAUCAUCUCCCAACCGUAAUCUCAAUUGAAAAGAAUGUAGUUGAAAGUUGAAUUACGACGUUGAUUUUGCACGAGAAAUGUUUUAUCUUUAUCAAAUGAACGAAAACAGUAACAAAAUAUAUUCAGAUAUUACGUCUGGACCAGCAUACUCGCCAUGAGUCAUCUGAAACUGGACCAACGAUGCGGUAUUGCGUCAAUUUCAAGCUCAUCCUAAUCGCGAGAAUUGAGAAACGCGUUUACAUUCGGAAUCACAUGUCAGGGUCGUGAACGAUGUACAUUUUGUGUAAGAGCACUCAAUGCCAUCGCGAAGAUCGUCGAGACAGUAUGAAAGUGAGAAAUUUUAGAUCAUAUAGGUAUAAUCUGAUCUAAAAUUAGGUUCAUGGUUUAAUAUGAUUUAAAAUAAAGAGAAAAUUGUUAAUUAAAAUUGAUGGAUUUUAGUUAUAUCGAAUCAGCUAACUAUAUUUACUGAUUCGCGAUCUGUUUCAAAUAUGUGUUAGGUUGUUUAUUUCGUUAUUUAUUCUUCUACCUACCGUCAGAAUGAGCUGCUCAAAACCAUCGCAGACUCAUUGAUUCCAAUACUGGAAUUCUGGAUAAAUCGAAAAAACCGGUCGCCCUUUAUCGGUCAAGUUUUUUCAUCAGCAAAGAUGUGGAAAACGCGAAUAAAUCGUACAGUUUUCGAACAUUCGACUGAGUCUAAUGCAUACAUUUGAAUUUUCAGAGCUAUUUGAAGAGCGAGUACGAAAUUAUGCGAAAUGUCAAUUGAAUGCAUGAUUCAAUUGACAUUUGAUUGCAUUAGUCAGGUGAAAAAUCAGCCUUUGAAUGGAAACCCGACUGGGCGAAAAAAAGCUCUGCAAAAAAUGUUUUUACUCAAGGAACAGGAAUAUUUCUGUUGAUGAGGUUGCAUAAUGUGUUGGAGAAAAUUAGGUUUGUUCUAUUCUCAAUAAAAUUAUACUACAUACAAAAGA
Messenger RNA from Athalia rosae (coleseed sawfly), 2708 nucleotides. Its product is annotated as clavesin-1. The record is from RefSeq and is a predicted model, not a curated record. The transcript has 5 exons. Bases 303 to 1253 code for a protein of 316 amino acids. Gene Ontology annotation, molecular function: phosphatidylinositol bisphosphate binding. NCBI's taxonomy places the organism in Eukaryota, Metazoa, Arthropoda, Insecta, Hymenoptera, Athaliidae. Gene Ontology annotation, cellular component: membrane.